This is a messenger RNA of Cyclopterus lumpus (lumpfish), 1156 nucleotides long. Its product is annotated as homeobox protein SEBOX-like. Bases 1 to 882 code for a protein of 293 amino acids. The transcript has 4 exons. Gene Ontology annotation, molecular function: DNA binding. The record is from RefSeq and is a predicted model, not a curated record. Lineage: Eukaryota; Metazoa; Chordata; Actinopteri; Perciformes; Cyclopteridae.
AUGGCCCUCUUCGUGGACUCUGGCUUCUCUCUGCUGAAGCAGAACCAGCACAAAGACGUCAUGGAGUUUAAAGCGCUAUUUGAAGAAGAAGAAGAAGAGGAAGAUGAAGAAGAAGAAGAUGAACCGGAUCACUGCAAAGCCCGCACAGAGGGCGCCGUGUCCUCCCCGGAACCGGACCGGACCGGUCUGAUGGAGGGCCAGAGGAAGAGGAAGCGGACCAUCUUUAGCCGAACCCAGCUGUCCGAGCUGGAGCGGGCCUUCGCGGUGACCCCGUACCCGGACAUCACCCUGAGGGAGAGGCUGGCCGCGCACACGCACCUGCCCGAGAGCAAGAUCCAGGUUUGGUUCCAAAACAGAAGAGCCAGAAGCAUCAAGACCGUGAGACUCCCCAAGUCCACCAAGCCCACCCUGGGAGGUAGAGGCGUUGCUGAUCCCUCCCCCGGGCCCGUGACCGCCGGGUUCCUUUCCUCAACCACCCUGGCGGAAAUAUUCAGACCCGAUCAGAACCACUCCUGCGAGGACGUCCCGCAGAUCUACGCCGACUGGAUCCAGAUCUACAGCAACCCCCCCGGCAGCAUGCCGCCUCACCACCCGGCCUCCGCCCGGUCCUACCAGGCCUUCAGGAACUUCAAACCCCAGAGCGAGGCUCCUUCUGGGGCCCAUCAGGCCGCGUACGGAGGAUGCACGGCAGGUGGAGGUCACACCUCUGUGGACCAGGUGGUUCCUUCCCACCCUCAGCCGGUGUACUGGGAGGUGGCUCAGGGCCAGGGACACCAUCACCACCACCACCACCACCCGCAAAUGGGACCUCAGACCUCCAUGGGCUACAUCUCAGACCUGAUCUACAACGCCGCCAUCGUCACCAACUUCCUGGAAUUCUGAUCUGGGAACUAUUAUUCCCGGAUACUUAAACUCCUUUAUAUUCUCCCGUCCUGUUUGUUUCCAGCGCCGACUGUUCCUCAAACAUCUGUCUCCAGUUGUUGUUGUUGUUGUUAUUGUUGUUGUUGCCGGGUUUCAUCUUUUUGUGUGUUUCCGGUCGUGCUUUUAAUUACGUUUCUGGCUCAGUUUUCAACCAAUAAUCUGACUUUUAGACACAAAUUUAAACCAUAUAAAUGUCCACUUUUCAACCGUGAAUAACCUUAAUUUAAACAGACAA